Molecule: messenger RNA, 2350 nt
Organism: Danaus plexippus (monarch butterfly)
Lineage: Eukaryota; Metazoa; Arthropoda; Insecta; Lepidoptera; Nymphalidae
Product: cilia- and flagella-associated protein 410
Exons: 13
Coding region: 137-1270 (377 amino acids)
Biological process (GO): cytoskeleton organization
Molecular function (GO): protein binding
Source: RefSeq, a predicted model, not a curated record
GUUUUCUUUUCAGUUUUUUCCACGCGUUUGUUGCGCGCGGUUGUGUUGGUGUUGGAGCUACGAUGAGCGGCCACGACCUCUCUCCGAUCUAACCCUUGUGUUUAAAGUUUUCAUUGUUCAAGUGUUGUGAAGUGCAAUGGCACGUUUAACGGAAGAGAUGGUGAUCGCUAGAUCGAAGCAGUCGGAUCUUAGUGCAAUCAAAAAGCUAAAUUGUUGGGGUGCCGAGCUCGGAGACGUCAGCCUCCUGAGGAGGAUGCCCAACGUUGAGGUUCUGGCUCUGAGUAUCAACAAGAUCCGUUCUCUGGGUGACUUCGCUGGUUGCCGCCGCCUCCGGGAGCUGUACGUGAGGAAGAAUGAGAUACGGGACCUGGCUGAGAUCAGGCACCUGCGACACCUCCCGGACCUCACCAGCCUCUGGCUGGAUGAGAACCCCUGUACAUUACACCCCGAAUACCGCAUGACGGUGCUGAGGAACCUACCGAACCUUGAGAAACUGGAUAACGUGGUUGUACAGCCUGAUGAGGUCCAGGAGGCGAUGAGGCGCGGAGUCCACAUCCCGGACUCGGACGACGAAGGCUACCCUCAGACUCAGGAGUCGUACGGCCAAUACAGGAGACAGAGGUCCUGCGAGUCCAGUCCCGAGAGGGAGACGGAGUACUACCGGCAGCAGCAGAGCCAACCGCCACCCAGGCACCAGCACCCGCAGGCACACGCGCAGGGACAGAGACACGAACACUGGGCGCAGGGUAGCGACAGCUCGGCGGAGCCCGAGCCCGCCGUGGAGCCCGAGAGGUCGCCGCCCGCGCAGUGCCCGGCGUCGCCCGCGCGGCCCUCGCCAGACGACGACAGGCCGGAAACGCAUUACGAUGUCCGCGGGCCGAGAUCUCCUGACACCGCGUCACUACGACAUUCGAUGUCCGCUCACAGUGUUAAGGACUAUACUUACUCGUCCAACGGGGAGUGGAGACAGCACGGGGGAGGGACGACGGUCACCUCGCCCCACGACCAGGACAGAGACAGGAGCGAGUCGUAUUCUGUGAGGGAGUGGGAGCGGGACAGGGAGGCGUCCCGGGACGGACGGGACAGGGACAGGGAGUACCCGUCCGCGGUGAUGGCGGAACACAGGGGCUUCACCAGGAGACCGGUCGCCAGGAACUCCAACCUCCUGUCAGCGGUGCUGUGCCUCGUCAAGGAGCUGGACUACCCCAGCCUGGAGGUGGCCGAGAUGGCUGUCAGAUGUCGCAUGGACGAGCUCGCGAAUAGCCAGUGACGUCACGAGGACGAGGGAACGCCCUUGCAGUGAACGGACAGACCAAAGUUAUGUGAACCGGACUGACAAGAGAAAUGUACGGGGGUAGGGACCUCAGUAGAAUGGUCGUACAGCCCUCUAUACUGUGACGUACAAAUAACUAUUGAAUACUAUAUAUGCGAAUAUGAUCUUUAACACUAGGACAUAACGAUCGAAACGGCCUACGGAUGAUGUAACUACGAACAAAUCGGUAUACGGGUACUGUUCACUUCGUGUAGCGCUUGGAUGAAUUCGGCUUUAACUAUACUGUAAUAAGGUUCAUAUUGUCAGCGACGGCGGUCGGCGGCCGGUGGCCGGCCUGGGCGAAUGGUUGGCGCCGGACACGACACGUUAUAUCAUUAGUGCGCUGAACUAGAUUAAAGCAUGUCUCUUAAGAACGCUUCCGCUGUUGGCGCGCGGCUCCUGAGCGCCAGGUUGGCCGCAGUUGGCCGCAGUUGGCCGCAGUUGGCCCAAACGUUUGCCCAAAUUCGUAUCAUAAUUGUGAUAAAGUUAUUAGAAUGUUAUUAAUAAAAAAAUAAUUGGUUAUCUUGUUUAAUGAUUUUGCAAUAUAUAUAUAUAUAUGAUAUAUGAUGAUUUGUAUCGUAAUUAUCGUUUUUACUUGAUUUUUGAGAUUUUGCGAAUCUCUUGUAAAUUCUUAUGUUUUUACAAAAUUAUGUUAUAUUGUUUUUAUAUUGAAUAUAUAAUUUUAAUGAAAUCUGUUCGUGUAAUUUGUUUCUCGGUCUUUACGUGUACUGAUAGUACACUACGUGUCUAUGUAUAGCGUCCAGUAAAUUAAGUAGGUACACGCGAACUUACAAACAGACAUAUUAUAUUAUAAAACACAUAUUUCGGAUCAGGGCAUGCUAAUUAAAAAAAUAUUAAAUGAAUUAAUACUCUAAUAAUAUAUUUUAUGCACAGCGCCCUCUCGCGGAUGAUUCCGUCAACUGUAUCCAAUACUCAUCCCUGUGGUUUAGUCGCUGGCUGUGUUUGUGAGUUCGCUAUCGAUGCAAUUAUUAAAUGUAAUGUAAUAUAAUGAGGUGUAAUAAAAUUAACUUGCCACUA